This is a messenger RNA of Fimicolochytrium jonesii, 909 nucleotides long. RefSeq lists its product as uncharacterized. Gene Ontology annotation, biological process: protein import into nucleus. NCBI's taxonomy places the organism in Eukaryota, Fungi, Chytridiomycota, Chytridiomycetes, Spizellomycetales, Powellomycetaceae. The coding region runs from base 92 to 829 and encodes 245 amino acids. The transcript is spliced from 3 exons. The record is from RefSeq and is a predicted model, not a curated record. Gene Ontology annotation, cellular component: nucleus.
CGACGGGCGUUUUGCUUUCGGACGCGUUUCCCUCUUUUCUCCCCUUUUUCCCUCCGAAACCCCCUUCACAGCGUAAACACCCCAAGCAACAAUGUCAUCCCACACCCACCGCACUCCCGUCAAGCAAGUCCGCUCCUUUCCCUCCCACUCCUUCAGCACUCCGGCUCCAACGCCGGUAAACGGGUUUUCUCCUACGACGCUCGCUUGGAGGGAUAAGUUCAAGCAGCAGUGUCUCACGUCACUACGAAACUCGAGGCAGGCGGAAAUUAGGAGGCGGCGGUUUGGCCAUAUCGCGAGUCCACUUGCGGGAGACUCGGAGGAGGCGCAGGAGCAGAGGAGGAGGUUUGGUGAUGUCGUUGAGCAGCAGUUAACAAAAGCCUUCAUAACGAACCAAUGGGACCACUUCCGUCGCGCCGCCGCGACCCUCGGCGACCUAACCCCCGACCUGGAAGACGAGAUCCUCCACGAACUCUCCUCCUCCCUCUCAUCCCACGACGAAGAGCUGCUGCGGGCGUACGAGCUGUCCCUUACCGAGGAGGACGUCAACCCCACGUAUCUCACGGCCGGCGGCGGGGCGGAUACCACGUGCUUUGUGUGUCAGAAGGGCACUCUGGGCAGCGAUGGCACCGCGAUUGCGUGUUCGGGCUGCGAUGUGCGGAUCGGGUGUGCGGCGCAUAUGCGGAGCGCGGAGGAGAUGGUCGCGCAGGUGCAGACGCUUGCGUCGAAUCAUGCCCAAGCGUGCCCAGGCCACCCCCUCUUCAGCUUCCACGAAGAAACAGGCCUGCUGAUCCUGUGCAGCUCAUGCAACGCCUGCGAUGUCAUCGGGUGAACAGUCAUAUACCCGAGCGCAUACCCACCCCCCCGCUCGUAGUAUACCCCCGCUCCAUAAAGGGGCCAUAGGCAGCAUAU